AUGGAGAAUGAUACUGAAACGAUGCCUAACUGCUGCGGCUAUGACAGUCGGAUUGCGUCUCGAAGCGCAAACAUUUUCAUGUUGGUGGUGGCAAGUCUUUACUUCAUUAUGGAUUUAGUCAGCCUCAACGACACGGAUAUAAACACAGCUCCAAGUGAAGACGAAAGAAUUCAUAUUAAACUUUCGCUAAGUGUCACAACGAUACAGAUCAUUGUCAAUUCCCUUGCAAUCUGGGGCGCCCAUACUUAUCGCGGCUGGCCGAUCAUGUUAAGCUUGGCAUGGAUUGCUGUAAACAUGAUUCUCCUCAUAUUGGGUUCGAUCUUUGCUGCUGUGUACGGGACUGGCGGUCUUGCGGUUAUCAUUAAAGGCACCGUUAUUGUGCUGAUCCAAUUUUCCUUUAUGCUUUGGCCAAUGUAUGAGUACAUUGAAGAAUAUGACAAGUUGAAGGAAAUAGCAGUCGGCCAGGAAGUGGAAAAGGAAAUCAAGCAAAACCUUGAAACGGUCUAG
Molecule: messenger RNA, 507 nt
Organism: Cylindrotheca closterium
Lineage: Eukaryota; Bacillariophyta; Bacillariophyceae; Bacillariales; Bacillariaceae
Source: the annotation of a GenBank genome assembly